This is a messenger RNA of Canariomyces notabilis, 1324 nucleotides long. Its product is annotated as F-box domain-containing protein. Gene Ontology annotation, molecular function: protein binding. NCBI's taxonomy places the organism in Eukaryota, Fungi, Ascomycota, Sordariomycetes, Sordariales, Chaetomiaceae. The transcript is spliced from 2 exons. The record is from RefSeq and is a predicted model, not a curated record. The coding region runs from base 130 to 1218 and encodes 362 amino acids.
GGACUGCUCAACAUACGUUCAAGGAACGUCAGAGAAAGCUUCCACGGCGCGUAACAACGUCACUUGGUCUAUUCGCGGUAACGCGGUUCCCGACAGUUCACCUCCGAGACGCGCCAAGCUGCCAUCAAGAUGUCGACUUCAUCCCUCAAGCCAGAAAUACUUAUUUCUCGUCUAUCCCACCGCCCCUGCCACCUCAUCGGAGCCAUGAUCACGAUAAGCGACCCCCCGAAACCUCGGGCGCUGGCGGACCGUCUGUGGACCCACCGCGUCUCAUCACUGGGCAUACUCGAUCGGCUCCCGCCGGAAAUCAUGUGGAUGUUCCUUGACUUGCUCGAUAUCCAAUCAAUUGCGCGUUUUGCCAUGGUUUCUAGCAGAGGCAAUACGGUCGUUCGAUCACAUCGUCCAUACCGAGACCUGGUCACGUUUGCUCCGCAUGUCCUUGCGGCUUUCGGCAGAACAGGCCUGAACGGUCUUCAUUCCGUCGCAGAACUCUACGCGGCUUUGCAAACGGAGCGGUGCGCAAAAUGCAAGGAAUAUGGCGCGUUUCUGUUCCUUCCGACCUGCGAGAGAUGCUGCUGGGAAUGCCUCCUUUGCAACCCGUCAUUACGGAUGGUUACACCAAAGGAAGCAAAGAGAUAUUUUGGCCUUUCGGAGCGUUAUCUUCAUCGUCUCCCUACCCUUUCCGUUAUCCCUGGAAACUAUGGCAUAUGUGGCGACCCUGCACCGGAUCCCUGCAAACUGGUUAGUGUCAAAGCCGCGAGAAGCCUCGGACUGAUGGUACACGGAUCGGCAGAAAAGCUAGCACAGGCUAUGGCGAGGAGAUGCAAGUCCACAUUGGCCCUCAUUGUCGGUCGAUACCUCCAGGGCGAGCCAGCGGUGGCCCAAGAUCAGGAUCUUCUAUUAAUGCCAUGUCAGGGCAAUAUCCCGACUGAUAACUUCUUCGGCAUGGCUUCCAUUCCAUUCCCUUCGCUUUCAAGGUCAGGCAGGGUUGAGGAUGGUCUGUGGUGUAAGGGUUGCGAAGUCACCGUUCGAGAACACGAUAGAGGCCGCUUACCUGGGGAUGUGCUUGCGGCUGUGGUGCCUCCGGAUUGCGGGCCAAACAGGGUACUUGUAGGCUUGGAACGGCGCGCUCGGUCGAGAGAGUCAUUCCUAGAGCACAUUAAGCACUGCUACGGCGCAAGGAAACUGGUUGCUGAAUUGAAGACAGGGAACAGCUGAAUUUGGACAAUCUUCAGAAAUAUGCGAAAGCUACCUGGUAAAAAUACCUAAACAGCAGUUCUACGGAUGAUGACGACACUCAACAUGUAUCAAUACUGUCACUGCG